Molecule: messenger RNA, 2412 nt
Organism: Colletotrichum chrysophilum
Lineage: Eukaryota; Fungi; Ascomycota; Sordariomycetes; Glomerellales; Glomerellaceae
Exons: 4
Coding region: 1-2412 (803 amino acids)
Molecular function (GO): GTPase binding
Source: RefSeq, a predicted model, not a curated record
AUGGACUUCGGGGACGUUAACGGUGGACUUGGCGACGAACAGAAGCCUCGCCCUCUACCCUCAGACUUGCCCAAGUCUCUCGACGAUCGUAGUCAUCGUCCACGCGAGCUGGUACCGGAGACGGAAAUGUAUGAUGGUUGGCAGGGACAAUCGCAGUUUCUGACCACGCCCGUACUUGCAAAGCCCCUCAACUUUGGCAAUCUGAGCUUAGACGACUCUACGUACGAUGAAGAUAUCACUACAGGUCCCAAGAAUAGCGACGCACGUCUGAUGGAGAUGCUCGCCGCCCAAGCCGCCCACCGGGUUGGCCCGGGUUUCGAUGACGAGAAUACGAUACUGGCCGACGAGAAGCUUCCCGAAGAUGAGAAGAAAGACUUGUUGCAAAAGGCACUCAACAUGGCUGCGAGUAACGGCGACACCGAGAGGAUUGGCAGCAUACUCGGCGGGAAAGCCAAAGAAUACGUCGACGUUAAUGCGCCCGACGAAGACGGAACCCCUCCGCUCAUAUACGCGAGCUGCUUCGGCCACGAAAGUGUCGUCAAGGCGCUCAUCGACGCUGGCGCUGACGUCGACAAACAAGACCGGAAUCAAUGGAGCGCGCUUAUGUGGGCAAUGACGAACCGGCACAAGAGCAUCGCCAAGAUCCUCCUCGACAAUGGGGCAUCGGCCGAGCAAAAAACCUCGUCUGGCCGGACGGCCUUCGACUUCGUGCCACCGGACAGUGAUAUGUCCUUCUAUCUGCACGACAGUGGCUACAACAUAGGCAAUGCGGGAACAGAUGACUUCUACAACCCUGGCUUUUCGCAAGACCGCUUUGAAGAGGAAAUGGCCGAAAACGAGUUGCGCAGACGAAUGAUGAUGGACAGUGCACGCGAUCUCGAAGUUGACUUGGGUAACGUUGGCAUGGAUGAUCAGCCAGAAGCUACCGAUGAGUUCGAAGAGGAGCAGCCUGAAUUCGAUUGGUCUCGCUGUCUGCAUGAUCAAAUGUUUGUGUUCCAAGAACACGAACUUGACCGCAUUCUAGACAUUGUCAUUACCAAUAUGACGCCUCAAAGAUCUCCCGCACAGAAGCCGGUUCCUGCGAAUAUGAUCUUCCUUAGUGCGAGAUACGCGCACUACCACUCUAGCCCCGACCUGUUGGCUAAGCUGAUGAUAUCAGCCAUGGACAAGAUCAAUGAUGUCGUGGAGCAGUAUCAAUGGGAUAUGACGAUCUUGGCUUUCUGGAUUUCUAAUGCCACCUUACUGCUUCAUUACCUCAAGAAAGACGCUGGACUUGUGGAAGCAACGGUUCAGUUCCAGGCUCAACUUUCAGAGCUCAUCAAUGAGAUUUUCAUCCUCAUUGUCAGGGAUGCGGAAAGGCGACUAGACAAGGUUCUCGACGCUGCAAUGCUCGACCACGAGACCAUUCCCGGAUUCGAGGACAUUGCCUUCCAAAACGAAUGGAGAAUCUUCAAGCGCAAAGCGCAAGUCAAGGAAGAACCCUUAGAAAAGCGCUUCCGGCCACCGUCCCCGAAGCAGAGGGCGAAGCCUGCUCCCCGCAACGUCACCUCCCUGCUAUCAUCCACUUUGUUUGUGCUGGAUCUUUACGACAUCCACUCAGUUAUCACAGCGCAGAUUGUCUCACAGUUGCUAUACUGGCUUGGAGCAGAGCUUUUCAACCGCAUAAUGUCUAACAGAAAGUACCUUGCGCGGACGAAAGCGAUGCAAAUUCGAAUGAACGUCUCGACGCUGGAGGACUGGGCUAGAACCAACAACCGACAACCCGAGCACUACGAAGGAGGCGAGACGAAGUCCUCUGGCGAAACGACGGUGGACUCGGCGAGGCGGCAUCUUGCGCCUGUCAUUCAGCUUCUGCAAUGGCUGCAGUGCUUUUCUUCACUCGGUGCCGACGACCUCGAGGCCCUCGUGGGCACACUGCAACAGCUCAAGCGGCUAAGCCCACAACAGCUGAUCCACGCAGCGCAACAUUACAGGCCCGAAGUCGGCGAGAAGGGACUACCGAAGAGCGCCCUCAAGUAUCUCAACGCGAUUCAAGCAGAGCAUGUGCGCAGAAAGGAAGACCGCAAGAGCGCCCCCUCAACGCCGGUCAAGGCGAAAGAUGCAAAUGGUGGUAAUGCGGACAACACCGUUGGCAAGGCGGAUAAGAGCCCAGGUGGAAAUGAGAGUGAAGAGGAAGACGAGGAUGUGCCGGAGAAUCUCCUCAUGGAUCCGGCCUUGAUGCUACCAUUCACGCUGCCAUCCGUAACGGACAUGCUGGUCUCGUAUGGGGCAGGCUUCGGAGGUGUCAACAGGGAGCGGGCGCGCAAAUACAUUCCUUCCGUUCCGCCCGAGUUCCUCUCGAAACUUGAGGCUAGCGGCGCACGCAAAGGACCAAUGUUCAGUGAAAAGGAUUGGGAGAAUGAGGAAGUUUGA